AUGAACUGGUCUGUGGAACCCUUUGAGCUAUUGUAUCGUUCGAUUCAGAAUGGAGAGGUGGAUCUUGAACUGUUUAAUGGCCUGCUAACGGAUCUAAAAGCUCUGAAUUUGGAUAACAACAAGAGGAAAAACCAGACGAGCAGGUCGCAACUGGAGAAAGGUGAGGCUAAACUGGGUGAUGGUGCGACAUACCAGUUCAACGAGGUAUUUGUGAUUUCUGCUAUUAAACUGUCGGAUGAAUUGAACUUAGACGAGCUGAUUAUAGCAGAAUUGAUGCUGUCUAACCUGAAUGGUGCAGAUUACACCGAAAAUGACGAUUUCUUGUUGAUGAAUAACGGGAAAAUUCAAUACUUCAUGAGAAGACAGUACAUCCUGCAAAUUGUUGCUUAUAUCGUCAACUGUCUUCAGCGCGAUGAUCCAAUACUGGAAAGUUUCUUUGAUGAUAAUACGGUCAGCAAUGUCAUACAGGCAUUCAAAUCCAUACACACAAAUCUGGUGGAAAUCAAACAGCUCGUUAACAAGGCGCAAAUUCUGGACCACUACGACGUUUUAUUUCAAAAGAACGUUAGAUUUAAACGUGAUUUCUUGUUGAAAGAAUACGAUAUACUGAGUCAGAUACUGACUGGCCUUUCUCAGAAUAGAAUACUUUCGACUCAGUCCCAUAUCACAUCCUUGAUUGACCACAUCACCUCACUGGACGCAAAUGACUUCUUCAUAAUAUAUUAUCUUCCUGCCGUCUUCCAAACGUUUGGAGAGUUGAACCAUUUUGCCGAUGGUGAAGUCAAAUCUUUACACCAAGCAUUAUUGAAAGACUUAAAGAGCCCAGAGAUUUAUUCCAAGCCGGUACACGUGACCUUCAUUUUUGUGUUCUUGACGUUCUUUAUAUCAUGGUGUAAGGAGAAGCCCAGCGAGAGAGCAAUGUCGUUAGAUUUCAAGACGGCAGUUGACGAACCCAUGACAACUGCUGUUGAAUUGGGGGCAAUUGAACAAUUAUUGGUGUUCACCGCAGACACAUCCGUUGUGGAGAAGGAUAAAAGCAUUGACUUGUUUUACGAUAUCAGAUCAUUGUUGCAAAGACACAUCCCAAAACUAAUUCCAAAGAAUUUGUUGGAUGAUGACACACAGUACACCAAUAGCUCCAGUGGCAAUGUGCACAAUGCCAUGAAUAACAUUUCCGGUGGUAAUGCAGGGUUUUUAAACAGCAACUAUGGCUCUCCGGCGGCCAACAAGAAGCAUAUUCCAAAAUACCAAUUUGACUGCGUCUUUCUUUCGGAGCAAACGGAAAUUACUUUGUUGAGUACAACACAUGUCGUCCUACAAAGGAUUAUUGCUGAUUGUGCUUUCCUUUUGACAAAGAUCAAAGAUGCUGAAGAAGAUUCCCUGCUGUCUGGUGAAGACCUCACUUUGGAUGAUGUAUCAGUAAAGGCAGAUCUGGAGAGGUUCUUUUUGACCAUCUACUACUUUUACGCAUCGAGACCUGAAUACGCUAAAGUGUUCUGGGAGGACAAGGAAUCGAACGCUUUUGGGUUUAUUGCAUGGGCUUCCAAGUGUAGUGACAGUCUUAUAAGGUCCUGUUUCUACUUGAUGAUAUCAAGUCUCUCUUUUGGGGCAGAAAACUCUGUAAAUGUCUUCCAUUACUUCAAUGACGACAGUACCGUUUCAUGGAACAUCAUCUGCCAAUGCAUAUCAGACUACAUAGCGAAGAUCAGCAGUUUGAAUAAUGCGGUUCAACAUCAACAGACGUUAGGAAACUCUGAAAUUGACACUAAUUUAGUAGCACUCGAAGAGGGGCUGAACGAGGAGGCUAUUAUAUUUCUAUCUUCAUUGUUUACUUUGAUCGGGUCGGUAGCCCACGAUGUUGAUGAAAACAUCAAACUAUCCUUAUCCACAAUGUUCUCUGACGUACUUUUCGAAUUUUCAAAGCUUGAUACACCGUUGAUUGGUGCGUGUUUCAUGACACUUAGCCAUAUAGUACCAACUUCGACGAAAGAUAAAGCUAAAUUUUGGUUGUUACUAGAUGCCAUGAUAUUCAAAAACGCGACGUUGACAAAUACACACCACUCUUACAGAACGGCUUUUUCCUCAAUUUUUGGCAACUAUUCAGAAGUGUUAGGAUUCCUACGUUUGUUUGCUAAACUUCUGCAAAUAGACACUAGCAACCAAGAUCAUGGGCUUAUAAGGUUCGGUAACCUCGAAUUUCCUGCAAAGUUAGGACAAAGUUAUAGGAAAGCUGGUAUAUGGCCAUACUUUAAUUACAUCUUUACAGACUUGUUGAUACCUAGCGAAAAAUUGACAGAUGAGGCAAAUAAAAUUGCAAUUCAAUUACCCAUAAUGGAAUCUAUCAAUACAGCACUUUGUUCCUUCGAUUAUCGGGUCAUUUUGAACUCUGUGCCAGUGGGUGCUGAUCUGAAUAGAUUAACCACCAGUGGGGAUUUUUUUGAAUACAUCCAGGAAUCGCCGGCUACUGCAGUUUUUAAUUACUUGUUCCAGGAAAAAUGUUAUCAGAGUAUAUUUAAAAUCAUUGUCGGUGGUUCUGACGAGCUCAUUAACAUUGGAUCCGAAGGCAACUAUCAUACUCUGUUGAUUCAAAAUGCAUGCCAGGUGAUCAGCAGGACUUUGCAACAUCAGGAAACCUACCUUGAUGAAUUGAUCCCUAUCGUGAAGAAAAACCGGAAAGAAAUCUUCAUGAUACCUAAGGAUUUCGGCCAUCAUGGUUUAAGAUCUUUCUACGAUGCAAUAUUUUUUAACCUCAAUGUCAUUGCACAUUUCGGCUUAUACGUUGGCGUCGAGAACUAUAUUAUAGCGUCCGAAUCAAUAUCCAUUUUGAAAAAGAUGUCUCUGCUCUACAACAAGAAUUGCUCUUCAACGCAUUUGAGAAACAAGUUACUAAUUGUACUAGAUGCUGUUGACGAAUCCGCUCGCAUCAAAGACGCUUUUAUUUCCCAAAUUGAGACGCCUAUCGAUAUUGAAGAGAAACUGCAGUUAAAGUUGGAGAUACUAGAUUUGCUUGCAUCUAAUUUGUCAUAUAGCGAUCAAGAGAUGACAGUGGCGCAUUUCCUACUCGGAUUCCAAGUUUCUGACGCCAUAUCUGUUGGCCCAAAACUUUCAACUUUUAUUGCAUCCGGCAUUUCCUUAUUGGGAUCUCUCUUGAACCUUCUUCAGGCUUCUUUGGAAAGUGUCAGCCCUGCAAAUAUUGACUAUGCACCAAUGAGGCUGGCCGCCAUGACCAUGGAAAUUAUUCUAAAGUUGUGUCGCAAUCCAGUGACCUCGGCUAUCAUUUUUGACGUCUUGUUAGAAAAUGAGUUUCUCGACACUAUCGUCAUGCUGGACCCCCAGAUAACCAAAUACACUUCUUGGAACAAUCGACUUUUUGAAACAUCAUCCCUCGAGAGUGUGCAUGCAUUUAACGAAGGACCUUCUCUGGGUGCAUUCAUCUCCUUUUUAAGUUACAGGAAUCACUUGACUCAGUUUUUCAGCUUGUUUAUUCACAGGAUAUUCUUUGUCGGAACGACGUUCCAAAUAUCCACCUACAUCAACUAUCUGAUAUCUAGUAAUAGGGGCUCCGCAAAGAUUUUGUCGUUCCUUAACACACUGAACUACGGCAGUAUUCCAGUCUCCAAAUAUACAGGUAAUCUUUCAUCAAACCUUUCGAAAGUUUCGUUUGAGUUGGAUCUGAUUCCAUUGAAACCUCGGUGUACUGGGAAUAUAUUUGAUUUCACGGAAGUGGAUGCCAGGUUAUCUCUGUUCAAAAGAGCGAAUGAAGUGCAGCCUAAGCCAACCAUGUUAACUUUGGUAACCAAUAGGUCUGUUGAUGGAGAUCCAUCGGAGAAGAAAGAAGAUGCGGAGAUGCUAAAACUUCGAUCCUAUAUUACAGACUGCUUGAGCAAUUCCAAGAUCAGUGAUCUGCAGCUGUGUAUACUGCAUUCUUGGGUGCAGUUGGUUCAGAUUAUUGUCACUGAUGGGAAGUUGGGUACAUUAGAGCGCUGUGAUUUCAUACUUGAGAUUUUCAGUACAAUUGUUCCAAAAAUCAAUGACUAUGUGGAGUUUGAUGUCAAAUUCUCAGAGGAACUGGUGUCGCUGGCUGUAUUCUUAUAUGAAAUAUACAAUCAGGACAGAAGAACAAUGGACAAGUAUGACAAAUUGGAUACAAGACUUGAUAGUUUAUUCAAGGUGUGCAUACAUGGGAUUACCUCACCUCUUUCAUCCAUAUCGCUGAGGUCGGACUUUUACGUAUUGACAAACCAAUAUCUCGUGAGAAUCCUUAAUGAUGAAAAAUUGUCCAAAGAGAUUUUGCAAAAUUUGAGAGUUAUUAAUGAGAAGUUCGUUGAAGUGAUUUCUAAUGAUGCAAUUUAUGGGCAAGGUACGAGCAGAAUUACAGCGAUACUCUUACUAGAUUCUUUGGUUCAGGUGGCAGACUGGAACAAAGAUAACAUUAUAUUAGAAUCGCUGACAAAAAACGCACACCUGCUCCUAAUCAUCCGGACCUUAAAAAAUAUCGACAAUAUUCUGAAAUCUACCACGGAAGCAACUAGUAUAGACGAUUUGCUCUACGAAAUGACUGCUUUCAAAGCUACUGUCUUCUUUUUGAUUCGUAUUGCGCAGACCAGAACAGGUUCCCAAUCGCUAAUUCAAAACAAGCUUUUGCAAGUCAUUGGACAAUGCUCUUUUCUAAAAGUUGAUCCAGAGUUAGGUCUAAACCUACAUUUUGAUGAAAAUCCCAGCAAAGGUACUGGUGUUGUGAAUAUAAACAUAGGUUUGGAAAGUGCCGCCUCAGCAGGAAGAGAAACUGAAGACUUAUCUUUAUUUGAACUUUUUAUUCCCGUUUUCAAAUUGAUUUGCACCGUGCUUAUUAGCGUUGGAAGUGAGAAUGAGGUCGUGAUCAACAACACACGCCAGUUAUUAUCUGCGUUCCGGAAACUGUUAGUCGGUGUCUUCAAGAAGGAUGCUUUGAAUGAUUCUGAAGGGAGAACAAAUUACUUGCAUGGGAAGAAUGAUGUUUUGGGAGAGAUGGUGAUGCUCAUUACAUUGCUCUGCACCUUGACUGAUUACAAUGGGAAAGAGUGUUUGUAA
Molecule: messenger RNA, 5070 nt
Organism: Huiozyma naganishii CBS 8797
Lineage: Eukaryota; Fungi; Ascomycota; Saccharomycetes; Saccharomycetales; Saccharomycetaceae
Gene: NUP192
Product: Nup192p
Exons: 1
Coding region: 1-5070 (1689 amino acids)
Biological process (GO): nuclear pore organization
Cellular component (GO): nuclear pore; nuclear pore inner ring
Molecular function (GO): structural constituent of nuclear pore
Source: RefSeq, a predicted model, not a curated record